CAUCAUAAAAAAUUCUUCAUUUUUAAUUCCUGCCACUACAAUACUCGAGAUGAGUAUUUAUAUAUAUUUUACAUCGUUUCAGGGCUUUCAUCCUUGAUCAGUGUUCGCAUAAGCUAUCUAAAUAUUCAACAUGCAUAAUAAUGGAGCAUCCUACAGUCCGAAUUGGGUAUAUGACAGUCCAAUCCAUUCUGAUGUAGAGGCCAAGCUGAGGCGUCUCUUGGUUUCAGCAGGGAAUGCUGACACAAUACUUGGAAUCCAGGUUUGUGCCUACAAAGAUGGGAAAGUGAUCAUUGAUACUGCAGCUGGAGUCAUGGGAGCAGAUGACCCUCGUCCAGUUCAGCCCGAUACCUUAUUUCCUGUUUUCUCUGUAACUAAGGGUAUCACAGCAGGAAUGAUACAUUGGUUGGCUGAUAAAGGGAAACUAAAGCUUGAUGAAAAUGUUGCAAACAUUUGGCCGGAGUUUGGUACAAAUGGAAAAGAUCAGAUAAAGGUUCAUCAUAUACUUAAUCAUACAUCUGGUCUGCACAAUGCUCUUGCUGACAUGACUAAAAAUGAUCCUAUGUUAUUUUGUGAUUGGGAUGAGUGUAUAAAACACAUUGCAUUGGUUGCACCAGAGACCGAACCUGGUCGUGAACAGUUAUAUCAUUAUUUGGCGUAUGGAUGGCUAUGUGGUGGAAUCAUUGAGCAUGCAUCCGGGAAGAAGUUACAAGAUAUUCUUGAGGAAGCAUUUGUUCUUCCACUUAACUUGGAAGGCGAGUUUUAUAUAGGGAUUCCCCAUGGAGUGGAAUCUCGUCUGGCAACUCUUACGUUGGAUAAAGAUGGAUUCAAUAUGUUUGCCGCUCUAACUGCAACGAGUGAGUUUAAGUCUGCGGUGCCUUCCUCAUUCAUGCCCAGCAUGCUUGAAAGCCUUAUUUCCUCAUCAAACACGCUCAAUGUUCGACGUGCAAUAUUACCUGCAUCUAACGGACACUUCUCAGCCCGUGCAUUAGCCCGCUACUAUGCCGCCCUUGUUGACGGUGGUGCUGUCCCUCCCCGCCGUUCAUCCUCCCUCCCACCACUCGGAAGCCAUCCUCAAAUCCCCAUUACUGACAGCCAGACCACAAACUCUAAAUCCAAUCUUUACAAUGGAAUACCAGAAACCGAUGACACAAGGGAUGCAAUCGACACUAAAAUCUUUAGCAACCUGAAAUCUAAAAUUCAUGAUGCUUUCUUGGGAAACGGAGAUUAUAAGGAUUUAAUCUUACCGAAUGGAAGAUUUGGGCUUGGGUUUAGGAGGGUUAACACGACCGAUGGUUCCAUGAUUGGGUUUGGUCAUGCAGGCUUAGGUGGCUCGACGGGAUAUUGUGACAUAAAUAACCGGUUUUCUAUUGCGGUAACCAUAAACAAGUUGACUUUUGGGCCUUUGAUCUCGGAGAUAAUCCAAUUUGUUUGCUCAGAACUUGAUCUUCCUGUACCGGAAGAUUAUGCAGCAUCUUGGGAGUUCUUGAAGAAACCAGUGAUCAAUUAGAGGAGGUUUCGUCGAAAAUUACAAAUACAUACUUGAGCACUAUUUGAGAUAUGAGCUUUAUUUUACAUGUAAUUUUGUUGUAACUUUGAGUUGUUAAAUGAAGUAUAAGUUAUAAGUCGA
This is a messenger RNA of Lactuca sativa (garden lettuce), 1627 nucleotides long. RefSeq lists its product as uncharacterized. The record is from RefSeq and is a predicted model, not a curated record. NCBI's taxonomy places the organism in Eukaryota, Viridiplantae, Streptophyta, Magnoliopsida, Asterales, Asteraceae.